Onychostoma macrolepis is the source of this 2806-nucleotide messenger RNA. RefSeq lists its product as uncharacterized. NCBI's taxonomy places the organism in Eukaryota, Metazoa, Chordata, Actinopteri, Cypriniformes, Cyprinidae. The coding region runs from base 64 to 2694 and encodes 876 amino acids. The transcript has 13 exons. The record is from RefSeq and is a predicted model, not a curated record.
GAAGCAAUGAAAGAAAGAAAUAGAGUAAUGAUAAGGAGUAUGAUCACACUCCAGUAAAUCGCCAUGAAGUGUAAAGUCCUGUUCUAUUUAUGGUUGCUGGGCCUAAUAAAGCCAGGCUCCUCUGCAGAUGUCUCUGUGUCUCCGGGCUCCUCGGCUAUCCUCAACUGCUCCUUUACAUUGCCGCCUCUGGUUGAUGAUUCACUCUUGAACAUCACCUGGUCCUUCAGCGGUUUAGUCAUCGCUUCAAGGAACCACACUCAACCAGGCUUCUUCUUGAACACCACUGCCUCCUUCAUUGGCUCCUUCCCACUGACUGUUUACAAUGCCACUCCAGACCAGCAGGGGGUGUACGAGUGCAGGGUGAGCUACAAUGAAACCAAUUACUCUACAGAUGUGACUCUGACAGUGUUAGUUCCUCCACUGGUCUCCAUCAUCUUACCUGAGGUAGUUUUGAAAAGAACAACCGUGGUUGAAUGUUGGGCAAGGAGCUUCAGUCCUCCACAAAUCAUGUUCACCUGGACAAGAGCGGGAAACAAAAUCCAAGAACCCCAAAAGCUGCAGGUGAAGCGCACAGAGGACGGUCUUUACGAUGCGGUCAGCUGGCUGACCUUCAUCCCUCAGAUGUCUGACCAGAACACCAGCUUUGGCUGUGAGGUGCAGCACACAGCCCUGGAGAAGCCCAUCCUAGAGGAGUUCAUGCCGCACAUCACAGUUCUCCCAAAGGUCUCUCUCUCUGCUGUUCCCUCUGCUUCCCACUCCUCUCCGCUCACCCUCUCCUGCGACCUCAGCGGAUUCUACCCUGACAACGUGUCCAUUCUCUGGAUCCAGAAUGGAAAAGUUCUUCCCAACCGUCCUUUGUCCGUUCAGAGUGAGGAAGGGAUGUACGGGAGACAUCAGUAUCACACCCUGAGUGCGGAGGAGAGGAGCAGAGGAGGAGAGGUGCAGUGUGUGGCCCAGCAGCCCAAUGUGCAAGAACCUGCCUAUGCAGCUAUCAACCUCUCCGCCGUUGACCCACGAGUGCAAAACCCAGGCCUGAAUAAGUCAGCCAAGGCUUCGGUAGCAAUGAUGAUAAUUUCACUCACGCUGGUUUUUUUGCUCUGCUUUGGAUUUUCUUGGAAAAGAAGGGAUGAGAAGCUGAAGUCUCUGAACAUCUCGGCGAUCGUUCUGCCGCCCCGAGUGGUUGUGGGUAGGAAAGGCAGAGUCACCAUCAGUGUGGAAGGCAGGUUGGCAGAGAGAGUACAGACCACAUGGUUUCUCAAUGAUGUUCCCAUCACAGACACUGCAUACAGAGAGAAUAAAUAUGGUCCUUUUUGCUCAGCAGCCUACGCUCCUCGCAGCGCUCGUGUGUCUGUGGUGUCGGAGAAAAGCUCUCUGCUGCCCUCUGCUGCUGCCUCAGGAUAUUACAAGCUGCACACUCAGAUGUCGCCACGCUCGUCCUCCAGCUCCCUGAAGCAGCUGUUCUCCUCCGUCACAUUUAUACCCGACCUGUCCAUUCACAAGGGUGCAAUCUUCAAAUGCCACAUCUCGUAUAAGGGCAAAGACAAGAUUGUGGCCAAGAGAGUGUCUGACAAGUUUACUGUUCUAGCACCCCCUGAAGUUUCAGAGAUCCAGUUCUCAGAGCCGAAUGAGGACGGAGGCGUUGUGACCAUGACAGCCCAGGCCUCUGGCUUUCAUCCGGACAUCAUCACCUUCCGCUGGUUCUGUGAAGGCGGCGAGCUGAGCCCCGUGUCUGUCCCGCAGGCGCUGGCGGCCCCUCGGCCGGACGCUGCAGGCUUCUUCUCGGCCCUGAGUCAGUGCAGGCUCCCCGCCGCGGAGCUGGAGCGAGGAGAGACCCGGGUGUGGGUCACCGUCCACCACAUGGCCCUCAAACAGCCCCUCACUCGCCAGACCAGAGGGUUCAUAAAACAGCCCUCGGUUUCAGAGAUCGUCUGCUCUGAGGAGCGUCCGGUGAGCUUCGCCUGCGACGUCACAGGUUUCUAUCCUCCGGACAUCUCUGUCAGAUGGCUGCGUGUGAAAGCGAACGAGAGCGAGGAGGAAAUCACAGACGGAGCUGAGCUCUGGGGUCCCUUGCAAACUCAGCCCAGGACCUUCCGAGCAAAAGCCUUCCUUAAAGAUCUGCGAGAGACGGCGAGAGGAGCUGAGAUCGUCUGCAGAGUGAUGCACUGCUCCCUGCUGAAGCCCAUCCACAGAGUCUGGAGAAGCACUCGGAUCGUCGCUCCCUCCAUCCCUCCGUCUCUGUCGGUUCGCUGGAGCAGAGAUGGACUGGGAAUAUUCUCCGUUCUUCUCUCUGGAGGAAAACCCUCGGCGGAAGUUCUCUGGGCUGCUGGAGGCACAACCGUCUCCAAGCUCUUGUCCAGAGAGACGGAGCGAGAAGACGGCGAGCUCAAGAGCGUCUGUGUUGUGCUGAGAUCUACAGGAGGACAGGAGAGAGCUGGACAUGUGCGCAGAAUCAAGCCGUCUAGUGUGGAGUGUAAUGCAGAAUGUGAGAAGAUGAAUGAAGGUGUGGAUGGAAUGAAGUCAGCAGGAGAGGACCAACAGCAGAAUGAGGAGGAGGAUCCGUGCUAUAUAAACACUGUGAGACUGAGGAAGGAGAAGAAAGAGCGUCUGAGAGUUACGGUGGAAAUUACCCAUCCUGCACUGCGGCUGCCUGCGUACCUCACCUGGACAGAGCCUGCGGAGGAAGCGUCAUCUUGAUGGCUCACAGUUCUUUAGAAAUCUACAUCUCCUCUGGACGCCCACAAGAAACUUUAUACUUAAGUUCUGCUGUUAUAUUUAUUUUUCUGAAAAAAAUUAAUUUUUCUUUUAC